AUUUACAUUUUCAAGUAUCAAUAGGCACUAUCUGAGAAUAAAUUAAAAAUUUCAUAAAGUUCAUGAAUAUUUUUUACUGAAAAGUACGCGAACACACCUAUAAUAUUAAAAGUAAACAAAUAAACUAACGCAAGUAAACAAACAACUAAUAACAUUGAUUUUAAAAAAGUGAUAGACUAAUUACAUAUCUGCAAUUGACUGAGAUGAAUGAACAUUUAAUAAUCACAUUUAAUAUAUUAAUCAGAUGAAAUGAGGUUUCGUAGAAUUAUCCUUGUCGUGAGUGUGUUGUUAGCAACAAUAGUUUUAUAUUUUAUACAUCAUCGCUACAACGCGUUGUCUGUCUCUUCACAUACACUAAUUGUUCCAGUGGCAAAUAGCCUUACAAAAAUAGCCCGUCCAACUUAUUACAUAGCUGUGGUAGCUUGUGGUCAACGCCUGCAAGAAACAUUGGUUAUGAUAAAGUCAGCACUGCUGUUUAAUCACUCGAAAGAUAAAUUGCAUUUCUUAAUAUUUGCUGAAGAUCAGUUGCAGUCUAGUUUUAAUGAAAAGCUCAGUGACUGGCGCUCAUUAAAAAAAGAGGAAUUUAAUUUUGAAUUAUUUCCUCUCCAGUUUCCCUUAAAUGGUGAAUGGAAGACAUUAUUUAAACCAUGCGCUGCCCAAAGAUUGUUCCUUCCGAGUCUUUUGCAAUCAGUUGAAUCUAUAUUGUAUGUCGAUACAGACAUAUUAUUUUUAUCUCCAAUUGGGGAUGUUUGGAAGUACUUUGGUAGAUUUAAUGACACUCAAAUUGCUGCUUUAACGCCCGAACAUGAAGAUCCCAACAUCGGUUGGUACAAUAGAUUUGCACGUCAUCCAUACUAUGGUCCAUUAGGUGUAAAUUCAGGCGUAAUGUUAAUGAAUCUAACACGCAUGCGACAAUUUAAAUGGGAAGAACACGUAUUGCCAAUUCAUAAAGAAUAUAAAUUGCGAAUCACUUGGGGAGAUCAAGAUAUAAUUAAUAUACUAUUUUAUUAUCAUCCAGAAAAACUUUUUAUAAUGCCUUGUGAAUACAAUUAUCGUCCAGACCAUUGUAUGUAUAUGAGUAUUUGCAAUGUUUCUGUGGAAGGCAUUAAAAUUAUGCACGGCAAUCGCGGUUAUUUUCAUUCUAAUAAGCAACCAUUAUUUCGGGCUGCCUUCGAAACUAUCGAAAGUUUUCAAUUAAGCUCAAACCCAUACAGUGAAUUUCUGGUACCUUUACAGGACUCAUUACAGAAUCCUAUAGUUACUGAAUCAAAUUGUGGAAAAGUGGCAAAGGAACUUGUAAUUGUUGCAAAAAAUAUAUUUAAAAACGAAUAUUAUUAUGAUACAUAACGUGAAAAAUAUGCCUUUUACAUAAUUUCCAUAGCUCAAUGUUAGUUGCAUUGUUUUAAGGUACGUUCAGACCUAUCAAAUAUUUGACAAAAAAGACGUAGCACUAUUUAUGUAAUUUUAUUUUUGAUUCUGCAAAUAAGGUCGAAAAAAAUAAUAAGGACAUUCUAAACUUGAGAAGUCAAAGAUAAAUUAAAUGUGUGCAAAUAAUAAUAUAUUUAAAAGAUAUCACGUCAUUUCGUCGAAUAAUUGAUAGAUGUCUACGUAGCUUUAGUUAGAUUUUCUAGAUACACAUCACAUUUUUAUAUUAAUGUAAUAUAAGUUUAUAUGUACAUCCAAAACAUAUGUAUGUAUAAAAGACAUAUCGCUUACUUGCCUAAAUCGGUCAUAACUCAAAAAAUAUAUUUUCGAUUAAAUGACUUUUAAAAUUUUAAUGCUUUUCUAUCUAUAUCGGCAUAUCAUCACCUGAAACGCAGACGGCCCUUACUAACCAAAAAUUCAAAAUUUAUUUUAUUGACAAUAAAAUAAAUAAAGCAAUAAUUUAUUGUUGAUCUAAUGUAUUGCAUAAAAACAAAAAUAUACAUUAAAUUAGCGGUUUUAUUGACAAUAAACAAAAUGCAUUUAAAUAUUAAAGGUAAAAUUUCCAAUUUAUCCAUUUGUAUAUACGACAUUGUCAACUAUCAUAGCAACUGAUAGGUUUCACUAUUGAGCAAUAUGUUUAUUUACUACAAAUAUAUCGCGUUGAUAGAAACAAAUUUUUCAUGUUGAAUUGUUAUUGCUUCUCCUGUAAAAUUUUAAAAAUGUUAGAUAGGGUCGUAUGUGUGACGAUAUAUAAAAUUAUACAUAUAUAAAUUCCGUAAAUAUCCUCAUCAAAUAACUAUAUCUAUAGAUUUUAUAAAUUCAAUAAUAUAAGUGAUUUUAUCCAUCCCCUCGCAUUCAAUAAAUUCAUACAAUUUGUUAUGUCUACCAAUUGAAGGAAAUUUAAAAAGUUUAGUUGUUUUAAAGUUGUUUCAAUUUCAACUCAACACAUAAAAAUUACAAUUAAACACAUAUAAUAUUUAUAUAAUA
Lucilia cuprina (Australian sheep blowfly) is the source of this 2412-nucleotide messenger RNA. RefSeq names its product glucoside xylosyltransferase 1 (gene shams). NCBI's taxonomy places the organism in Eukaryota, Metazoa, Arthropoda, Insecta, Diptera, Calliphoridae. The transcript is spliced from 4 exons. Gene Ontology annotation, molecular function: UDP-xylosyltransferase activity. The record is from RefSeq and is a predicted model, not a curated record. Bases 250 to 1347 code for a protein of 365 amino acids. Gene Ontology annotation, biological process: protein O-linked glycosylation via N-acetylgalactosamine.